AUGACGGUGACCAAAUGGACGACACUGACUCGACAGUGCCUGCUCAGGCGUAUGUCAGUGUCCGAGUUCGGCGAUCUGGUACGCAGCUCCGGCGAGAUUGAUGGAAAAAAACUGUUCAGCGCAUUGGUCGAGUGUCGCGCUUCGUUCUGUGUCGCCGGCGAUCCUCUCAUUUCGUUGUAUCUCGACCAUGUAGGAAGCUCAGGCCUCCUCAGUAUAUCCGAUGCGCUUCUCGUUCUCAUCAGCAAGUGGAACGCAGCCGGAACGCCUUGGUCUCAGACUCCGCCGGAAUGCUACGGCCAGACUCUCCAGGAUCUGACCAUGCUUGUUGUCUCGCCGAAGUACAAGAUGACCGCAUCAGAAGCCCGCAUCGCUUUGUUGAUCUCCUCAAGAUGGCUUUCAUCGGUGGUUCGGGCCUUGCCCCACGAACUGGCCGAUUCGUCAAGCACCGGCUACACUCAUGUCAUCGAGGCUCUUGGGUUUCUUGUUGCAUCGAUUGCGGCGACCGAUGGCGGGCUUGAAGCUCUGUCGCCCGCCGACAGUCAAAAGGCAGACGCCCAGGCUGGCCCAGGCCCCGGCCCCGGCCCUGAACCGCGGGAAUCCCUGAGGCAUGCCUUCGAAUCAUGCUUGCCUUUAUACUCCACGCUUUCUGCCCAGCUUAUGGAGCGGUUAAACACCGUGCUCAAACACAUCAGCCUCCUUGAUAGUGGCAAUCCCCAAGAAGGGACCAUGUCUGCCCAAUCGUCUGCCAUGCAAGCUUUGCAGUUCCAGGUCUCCAUCCCGGAGUCUCAGAUGGUGGCUUCAAAAGCAGCCACCAUCAUGUAUCUCGAAUCAUUGCUCUUGACAGGUGCGACGGUCGAUGACUCCACCGCCGUCAACUUCAUAUGUUCUCGCCACCAGAAUGACUAUCACUCGGCGUUUACAGAUCUUUUACGUGCGUCGUUUCACAUCCUCAAAACCCAGGCUCUGCACCCGCCGCGCCGCCUCUGCUAUCAACAAUGCCAGCUCUUUGUGCAAAAUAAACUACCCAUACUGCUUUCGAUGAUAUCGGCUUCCUCCUUCAACAGCUUCCACACCGAGCAAGCCAUUACUGAGACAUGGGCCCAAGUAGCGCCAUUGCUCUCUGACCAAGUUUUGGCCAUGACUGGAUCCCGCUUUCUGCAUACGUGUAGCCUGCACCAUUUGAUGACGGUGCAGGCGGCAACCCAGCUAAUGGGAAGCGAUGAUCUGCCGAACAGCUUGAGCAGAGGGUUGUACGCAAAAGAUGACCUGGUGAGCCAAGUUCGCACCAGCCACAUGAAAGGCCCAAAACUGGUGGACGAGCUUGUGCGCGGUGACGGAAGUGCCCCGUUCAUCAGCCAGAGUUUGGUCGAGAUUAUGCAUAGCUAUUGCCACAGCAAGGAGACGCAGUAUCUCAAAGAACUUGCGAAUAUGAUUCUGCGGAAGCCUGCUGCUAUCAACUGCAUUGCCUUGUUCAUCCGCCCGGCUUAUUGGCUUGGUCCCCUCUGUACCCUGUUGGAUGACUGGCGCUGGGAUGAAAUCCACGGGGAGGCUCAACCGGUCUAUGACGAAUUCGGGGCCGUCUUCCUUCUGGUCUUGGUCACCAAAACUCGGUUGGGACUGUCCAAUUCGGAUAUUGGGGUCCGCAAGAAGGAUGGAUUCCUGGCGCAGUAUCUUGAUCAGGAGAAUCCAGAGGAGAGCCUGGAUGGUCUCUCUGAGGAGAAAAAAACCCAUCUUGGGAACUGGAUCAAUGCCCUUUACCUCGCCGAAGGUCUCAGUGACGAACUUUUCACCAGUUGCUCACCUCACGACUUCUACCUGUUGAUACCCGCCCUUCUCCAGCAAUCGGUGGCAGCCCACCACCAAGGAAAGCUCACCCAGGAAUCCCUGAAGGCUGGUUUGGACUAUCUCCUCGAACCCUUUCUACUGCCUUCGCUGAUUCCGGCAUUGAACUGCAUUGGCAGUCUACUCCGGGAAAAUCCAACAUCAGCUGGAAUCGUGCUCGAAGCCUUGGUCAAGUCGCCCGAGAGCGCCGACUCUCAAGCGAUUCACCAAACCAUUCUGGCAACGUGCGCACCUCAGCUCGAGACCAAUAUUCGAGCCUUCCAGCCUGGCAAUUUUGACUCGGUGCUCAAACUCUUAGAACAAUGUCCUGAGUCCUCAUUCUCUUCCGCUGAGCAUCAAGAGGUGCAGCUGCAGGACGGCCAACUCUUGCACGGUUUGCAGUCCCAUCUGGUCGCCCUGAUCGCAUCCCACGGCGUCCUCGAUGUCGAGAAGCAGGCAUCGAGCCCCAAUGUACCUGCCAUGGUACGCCGGGCGGUUGAGGUCCAAGGCGUGGAGGCCGCUUUACGGGCCCUGGUUGGUGUCUUACUGCAGCUGAGUGACAGCCCCGACUUUCUUUUCUCCCUGGAUGCUGUUGCCACUCUUGUGACGAUGACUGGCAAUGAGCUUCGCGACAUACUCCGUGUGCAGUACGGCACUCUCGGGACACUCUUGAAGAAGGGCGAGACGCUCUCGGCGGAAGCAGUGGUGCGCCUUCACCGGCUGGUGGAGGCCUACACCAACCUCCUGGCGGUGCACGACAUGGGACUGGACUCAUUUUCUUUUGCUCAACAGCUGACGAAUAUCGACACGACCAAUCCCAAUCUGGACGGAAAUGCCACCGCUUCAAGAGGCAUAGAUCUGCAAACCGAAACAACGCAGACGGAUGGUAUCGACCAGGUGUUGGAUGAGGUUGCUGCAAUGAGCAACAUGGACUCGAACGACGCUGAUAUGAAUUUCGAUGCGCUUUAUGGUUUGCAAAGCGCUGACAUGGAUCUGAAUGAUCUAGACUUGGAUAUGUUCUAG
Molecule: messenger RNA, 2844 nt
Organism: Capronia epimyces CBS 606.96
Lineage: Eukaryota; Fungi; Ascomycota; Eurotiomycetes; Chaetothyriales; Herpotrichiellaceae
Exons: 5
Coding region: 1-2844 (947 amino acids)
Biological process (GO): regulation of transcription by RNA polymerase II
Cellular component (GO): mediator complex
Molecular function (GO): transcription coregulator activity
Source: RefSeq, a predicted model, not a curated record